CCAUUGCGAAUCGAUCCGAGAGAGAAGCGUAGGACGUUACGGAGGGAGCGAGAAAGACAUGGAGAAGGCGGCCACCGGCAAGCAAGCGCAGUCAUCGUCGUCGUCACCGCGAUACAAGGGAGUGCGGAUGAGGAAGUGGGGCUCGUGGGUCGCAGAGGUGCGGUUUCCCAACAGCCGGGAGAGGCUGUGGCUCGGCUCCCACCCCACCGCCGAGCAGGCCGCCAGGGCCUACGAUGCUGCCGUGUACUGUCUCCGUGGCACUCGUGCGGCGUUCAACUUCCCCGACCAGCCGCCCCAAAUACCCUCGGCGGAGAGGCUGAGCAAGGAGGAGAUACGGGCGGCGGCCAUGCAGUUCGCGCAGGAGGAGACGAGGCGGCCUGCUGGGGAAGCACAGGAGAGUGGCGGGGAGAAUUCGACGGAGGCGGUGGGUCAAGGGAAGGGGAGCUCGGUGACGACGGCAGUAGAGGGAUUGAUGAUGGAGGAUUCUUUCGUAGCAGCAGGAGCACUACCGGAGUGGUGGACCGAGGAGGAUGAGGAUGCUUGGGGUGCUGUUGCUGCUUCUACCGAUGACAUAUAUAGCUCAUCACCUCUCUGGAAUUUCUAAUAUUAAUUCUCAGUCCAUUUUAUUGUGUCUAAAAAUGAAACUUGAGAAAUAAGUUUGCAACAUCAUCACAAAAAGUUAUAGUCGUCGACAAUAAACUAUACGACUGUCAGCUCUCUUGAUAGUCUCUGAUGAGAUAUCCCGAUGAUUCAACUGUUGAGACCAACGGGC
Messenger RNA from Musa acuminata AAA Group (dessert banana), 772 nucleotides. RefSeq names its product ethylene-responsive transcription factor ERF017-like. The coding region runs from base 59 to 604 and encodes 181 amino acids. The record is from RefSeq and is a predicted model, not a curated record. NCBI's taxonomy places the organism in Eukaryota, Viridiplantae, Streptophyta, Magnoliopsida, Zingiberales, Musaceae. Gene Ontology annotation, molecular function: DNA-binding transcription factor activity; DNA binding. Gene Ontology annotation, biological process: regulation of DNA-templated transcription. The transcript has a single exon.